Ruditapes philippinarum (Manila clam) is the source of this 1709-nucleotide messenger RNA. RefSeq names its product ubiquitin-related modifier 1-like. The record is from RefSeq and is a predicted model, not a curated record. Gene Ontology annotation, biological process: tRNA thio-modification; protein urmylation. Lineage: Eukaryota; Metazoa; Mollusca; Bivalvia; Venerida; Veneridae. The coding region runs from base 115 to 408 and encodes 97 amino acids. Gene Ontology annotation, cellular component: cytoplasm; nucleus. The transcript is spliced from 5 exons. Gene Ontology annotation, molecular function: protein tag activity.
GCCAAGCCACUGUGACACAAACUGCACCGUACGAAUUAUGUACCGAGAGGAACGGGAAAAGUACAUGGUUGGAUUUACCCAUUUCUAAAAAUAGAAAUUCACGCCAUUUGCAACAUGGAAAUCACAGUUGAAUUUGGGGGUGGAGCAGAACUUUUGUUUGAUAAAAUAAAGAAACACAAUGUGACCCUUCCAUCAAAAGAAACUCCUUGGACAGUACGAGAGCUUUUGCCAUGGAUGAAGGAUAAUAUGUUGAAAGAGCGACCAGAACUUUUUCUUCAAGGCGAAACAGUUCGACCAGGAAUUCUUGUGCUAAUAAAUGAUGCAGACUGGGAACUCAUGGGAGAAUUGGAUUACCCAAUAGAAGCUAAGGACAAAAUUGUGUUUAUAUCAACAUUACAUGGUGGAUAGUAUAAUGGUUUAAAUUUAGAUACUCAGCGAUAAUUUGACAGUGAUUUGUGGCAAUUGAGAAUAAAUAUACAUAUAUGAGUUGUGAUAAAGGAAAUCUGGAAUAUUUUGUAGUGAUAACAUCUGCAGGUUUAUGAGGACAUCCAGGAACAUGCCUGGGAAAUGUUAUAUAUUGUCACCUUAGUACAGUAACUGGUUAAUAGAAUGUAGCUACUCGCACAUAUAUGCUAUAUUGAAUAACACCUUGGACAACCAUUCUAUGUAUUUGGUUACAUAUUUUCCUUCAUCAGGGGAUGGAUCUUUCCAGCGUUGACAGUUUUAUGCAAAUUGACUGACUGCUUAUCUAGUUGCUACACAGCAUAGUCACUUACACAAAAAGAACACAUGGUUUUAUUUGUUAUAUACUGUUUAUAAGCAGUUGACAUAGCACACUAUGGAAAAGAUGGGGCUAAAUUUUUUCACUGGUAAAAACUGGAACGAUCCAAUGUCAUCCCAAAUUUAACUUAUGCAAUUUAUUUUUAUGAUAUAAGGAGCAUAUAAUUUGAUAGAAUUAAAGACACAUUCUGCCUCUGAAAUUGAUACUUUUUUAAUUCUUUAGAAAGAUCCAAGAUGUGUUUACUAUUGUAUUAAUAAUGGAUUUUGAGCAUGUCAGAUAACAGUAAUGCUGAAUAUACAGUUAUAUGAAGUAAAUUUAGUAAAAUUUCAACAAAGAAGUAAUUUGACUUCCAUACAAAGUACUGAAUCAAUAUAAUUAACAAUAUAGUAAAUGUGUAGCAUUUUAGAAACUGUUACAAGAGACAAAAUAUAAAAAGUUUAAGAGAAAUGAGAAAGAUGGCAUCUCACGGCUUAAUUGGCCUUUAAUUAAUUGUAAAUAUCUCAGAACAAAGCAAAUAGCAAAUAAGAUUACAUUCAAAAGUUUAAAGCUGUAUCAUAUUCUAAUGCAUUGUUUUUACAAAUUUUAUAAACAGUUGUGUGCAAAAAUUAUUUUGAAAAACGACCCAAAAGUGAAAUGGGUUGCAACACUUUUCACUCAAACUGUGCUAAGAAUAGCACAAAAAUUUAAUUGUCAAUUUAUUUCUGGGGAUAUUUCUUAAUUAUCUUUUGCAUAUUUUUCUGUUUUAAGUGCCCCAGCUGAUCUAUAUAAGAAAUUAAAGUUUUAUGUUUUAAGUCUUUAGUACCUCAAGUGGAAUUUCUUUAAAUAACCUUAUAUAUGAGUCAUGGAGGAGUUGUACAAUAAAUGUCACUAUUAUUUUGCAUGCAUAAAAGUAUUGUAUGUAAAUGGAAUAAAAUGUUCCCAAACAAAA